Messenger RNA from Neopsephotus bourkii (Bourke's parrot), 2079 nucleotides. It is a transcript of the gene ASMT, whose product is annotated as acetylserotonin O-methyltransferase. Gene Ontology annotation, molecular function: acetylserotonin O-methyltransferase activity. The transcript is spliced from 8 exons. Bases 670 to 1710 code for a protein of 346 amino acids. Gene Ontology annotation, biological process: methylation; melatonin biosynthetic process. The record is from RefSeq and is a predicted model, not a curated record. Lineage: Eukaryota; Metazoa; Chordata; Aves; Psittaciformes; Psittacidae.
AAGUGCUGUGCAUAUGCUUGGGUGAGUGGAAGUAGGGCUGUGGGAGAUGCCAGGUUUGACUAGGAAUAUGCCAUGACAUCUUUGAAAAGAGCUAAUAUUCCUUCACUCUUAUACCCUUGGGAAUGUUCACUUUUCACGUAAAUAAUUUUGUUGCCAAAUUUUUGUAUUUCUUCUGGGGUGAUGCCAUUCAGCUGACUGACAUAUGUAAGGAUUUCUAUUCUUGGGAAGUCUUCCAGCAUCAGAAAGCCACCCUGAUAGACUAGAGCUGCUUCUGAACAAGCCCUGGUUAAGACUCUGCUUUGGUUGAUGAGCUCCUGGUGCAUUGCACUGAAUUCAGGUUCCUGAUGCUGUUCUGCAGUGAUUUCUAAUUUGUUUGUUACAAGCCUUCAUAUGCUUCUAUUGUACCAGCAUGUUAACUGACUGCUGAACUGACAACAUAAGCUUUAAUCCACACUGAUUCUUUAGCCUCGUACUUAGUGAUGGAAGGGCUAAAGAAACAGAUGGACCUGGUAGAAAGACUCACUGAAGCCCAAUAACUUAGCUAUCCGUUUUGUAAACAAUGUGUUUCUUGGAAGUGAGAUUAAGUGGAUCAGCUGGUGUGCUCUCUGCCUGGUAGAAAGAAGCUUAUUUAAGAGGGAGAGAGAAUCUGUGCCUCAGUCUAGAAAGAAGAUGGGUUCUACAGAAGACCUUGACUAUCCUCAAGACAUCUUGCAGUACAGCAGUGGAUUUUUAGUCUCAAAGGUUAUGUUUACUGCCUGUGAAUUGGGGGUGUUUGAUCUUUUGCUGGAGUCAGGGGAGCCUCUGUCCAUGGAUGCCAUUGCUUCACGCUUGGGUACCAGCACCACAGGGAUGGAAAGACUGCUGGAUGCCUGUGUGGGGUUGAAGCUCUUAGCAGUAGAGCUGACACACGGAGGAGCCCUCUACAGAAACACAGACAUUUCCAACAUCUACCUUACAAAAUCAAGUCCCAAGUCUCAGUAUCAUAUUAUGAUGUAUUACUCCAAUACAGUCUACUUGUGCUGGCACUACCUGGCUGAUGCUGUGAGAGAAGGAAGAAACCAGUAUGAAAGAGCUUUUCAUUUUUCAUCUAAAGACCCUUUCAGAGCAAUGUACAGAUCAGACGAAGAAAUGCUGAAAUUCAUGGCUGGCCAGAACUCAGUAUGGAGCGUAUGUGGCAGGGAUGUACUUGUUGCAUUUGAUCUUUCCCCUUUCAAGCAGAUCUAUGACCUGGGAGGAGGUGGAGGAGCUUUGGCCCGGGAGUAUGUUUCUUUGUACCCAAAUUCCACGGUCACAAUCUAUGACCUGCCAAAAGUCAUACAAGUGGCCAAAGAGCAAUUUGUUCCACCUGAGGAGCACCGUAUCACUUUCCAAGAAGGAGACUUCUUUAACAGUCCAAUUCCAGAAGCUGAACUGUAUAUUUUAUCCAAGAUAUUGCAUGAUUGGGAUGAUGACAAAUGCAGGCAGCUGCUGGCAAGGGUCUACAAAGCUUGCAAGCCUGGCGGUGGAGUGCUGCUGGUUGAAUCACUGCUGAAUGAGGAUAAAAGUGGGCCUUUAGAAACUCAACUGUAUUCCAUGAAUAUGUUGGUCCAGACAGAAGGAAAAGAGCGAACAGCAGCAGAGUACAGCAAGCUCCUCAAAGCAGCUGGCUUUGGAGAGAUUCAAGUCAAGAGGACGGGAAAACUUUAUGAUGCUGUUUUAGGAAGGAAAUAAUAACACCUCUUUCAUACAUUUACAACAUAGAGUAUGCCAAGAAAUGUGAUAUUCUCAGAGGGGAGUCAUCAACUCAGCUUUUAUUUAAAGCAGCCAACUUUCUUGUAUUUCUUCCUGAUGCAUUGUCAGGAGAAUCAGUAAUGACAGAUAUUGAGCGUGCAUGGAUUACGAGUCUUGCAGCCUGACUAGGGCUUGCCUUUGGGUCUGAAAGGGGGAGAAAGAAGUCAACACCUGUUCCACAAAAAAUAACCCAGAAAGAAAAUGUGCAGUCUGUUGGCUUUAGAUCUUUUCAUUGUUUCCAAUUUCAACAGUGUAUCUAACAAAAGCAAUGCUGAAUUUGUAAUCAAAUAAAACCGAUCCCUGUACUGA